Molecule: messenger RNA, 915 nt
Organism: Petromyzon marinus (sea lamprey)
Lineage: Eukaryota; Metazoa; Chordata; Hyperoartia; Petromyzontiformes; Petromyzontidae
Source: RefSeq, a predicted model, not a curated record
GAGUGGGGGGAUCACAUCAUCUUCAACAUCGUCGGCCUCGAGUGAAACGUGCCGAAUACAGCACCGCUCCAACCCAAUAAUUCGCCGUCCCGAUCCUGGAAGAGGUCGCCCCGCGCGCAGCACGUGGAUAUAUCCCUGUCUCCCCCACGUGCGCUGCGAACGAAGACGACCACCACGACCACGACCACCACCACCACGACCACCACGACCGCCGCGAUGCCGCUGCGAUGCCCUCUCCUCGCUCUGCUCGCAGCUCUGCUCGCGGUUCGAGGUUCGCGCCCGGGUUCGAGCAACGGGGACACGGAGUCCUGGGGACGGCAACGCGGCGGUCCCGAGGCCGGGGGAGCCUCCGAGCGGCGGCAGCUGCCGGUGCGACUCUCGCCGAACCGUGCGGGACAUCGACUGCUCCACCUGCCCGGCUCGGGAGCCGAGUCUCAUCCACGAGGCAGCGAAAGAGAAGAGGAGGAAGAGGAAGAACCCAGGUGCCGAGAGGUGCGCAUCGCGCGACACGUGACCGAGGGCACUUGCGUGAGCGCGCGACCGCUCAAGCAGGUGCUGUGCGCGGGUCACUGCGCCCCUUCCCGCGUCCUCUCCAACCUCGCCGUGGCCGCCGGCACCCGGGCGCACCUCGCCCGCGGUCGCCACAGGCCCGCCUGGCGCUGCGUGCCGGGACCGACGCGCGUCGCCCGGGUGCCCAUGAGCUGCCCCGGGGGUCACCGGAGGACGGCGAGGGUGCCGGUGGCCAGCGCGUGCCGCUGCAAGCGCGCGCAGCGGAGGCACAACGAGUCUCGCUCCUGCACGCUCGGCUUGUUCCGAGUCGUCUUGCUCUGGCUGGACGUCAAGACGCUUCGCUCCACGUUCGUCGUUGUUGUCGUCUUCUUCUUCUUCGCGGUUUCGGUUUCCGAAUUGUGUUAA